CGCUGCUGCCACCACAGCAUCCGUGAGUCAUUUACUGCUCAUCUCUGAGCGCGCGGUCUCUGCGGUAGUCACCACCUAAAAGAGAUUUGCAGGCUUGCAAGACAGCAGAAGCUGAUCUUAAAAUGGUCUUGGAACCUGCCGUCCAGGGUGUUGCUGAAGAGGAGAUGGCUAGCUCGGCUAGUGGUCCUGGGGAAGAAUCUGACAGCAGUAGCUCUAGCGGCAGCAGUAGUUGUAAUAGCAGCAGGAGCAGCAGCAGUAGCAGCUGCUAUAGAAAGAAGAGGGUACCUGAGCCAUUCAAAAGGGCGGGGCGGGAUCCUUUUGGUACAAAUUUUGUGAAUAGGCUGCCUGAGGCAGUUAGAAAUCGUGUGCAGGCACUCAGAAAUAUUCAAGAUGAAUGUGACAAGGUAGACUUCCUGUUCUUAAAGGCAAUUCAUGAUCUUGAAAGACAAUAUGCAGAACUCAACAAGCCUUUGUAAGAUAGGCGAUUUCAAAUCAUCAAUGCAGAGUAUGAGCCUACAGAAGAAGAAUGUGAAUGGAAUUCAGAGGAUGAGGAGUUCAGCAGUGAUGAGGAGGUGCAGGAUGACACCCCUAGUGAAAUGCCUCCCUUAAAGGGUGAGGAAGAGGAAGACCUUAAAGAAACAUCUGAGGUGAAGGCUGAAGAGAAGGAAGUUCCUAAAGAAAUUUCUGAAGUAAAAUCUGAAGAGAAGGAAGUUCCUAAAGAAAUUGCUGAGGUAAAAGCUAAAGAGAGAGAAGUUCCUAAAGAAAUUCCUGAAGUAAAGGCUGAAGAUAAAGCAGAUUCUAAAGAUUGUAUGGAGGUGACAGCUGAAGUAAAAGAAGAUCCUAAAGGAGUUCCCCAGGCAAAGGCAGAAGAUAAACAACCUAAAGCAACAGAGGUUUAGGCAAAGGCUAGAAUAAGGGAAGCUCAUAAAAGAGUUCCUGAGGAAAGGCUUAAGGAAAGAGUGAAUCUUAAAAGAGCAAGGAAGGGAAAGACAAAAAGAGAACAUCCUCCGAAAGGUGUUCCUUACGAAUUUAAAUUCCUACCUAACCCAUACUUCAGAAAUGAAAUGCUGAUGAAGACAUAAAUAAAGUCAAAACCAGAUCACAAUGAUCCUUUCUUUUCUUGGAGAUGGGAAAUUGAAGAUUGUAAAGGCUGCAAGAUAGACUGGAGAAGAGGAAAGGAUGUUACUGUGACAACCGCACAGAGUCACACAACUGCUACUGGAGAAAUUGAAAUCCAGACGAGAGUGGUUCCUAAUGUAUCAUUCUUCAAUUUCUUUAGUCCUGAGAUUCCUAAGAUUGGAAAGCUGGAACCACGAGAAGAUGCUAUCCUUGAUGAGGACUUUGAAAUAGGUCAAAUUUUACAUGAUAAUGUCAUCCUGAAAUCAAUCUAUUACUAUACAGGUGAAGUCAAUAGCAUCUACUAUUAAGAUGGCAGAGAUUAUGGAAAUAGAAAAUAUUGA
Molecule: messenger RNA, 1460 nt
Organism: Nycticebus coucang (slow loris)
Lineage: Eukaryota; Metazoa; Chordata; Mammalia; Primates; Lorisidae
Gene: NAP1L3
Product: nucleosome assembly protein 1 like 3
Biological process (GO): nucleosome assembly
Cellular component (GO): nucleus; chromatin
Molecular function (GO): chromatin binding; histone binding
Source: RefSeq, a predicted model, not a curated record